This is a messenger RNA of Amphibalanus amphitrite, 2869 nucleotides long. RefSeq lists its product as uncharacterized. The record is from RefSeq and is a predicted model, not a curated record. The transcript is spliced from 11 exons. Lineage: Eukaryota; Metazoa; Arthropoda; Thecostraca; Balanomorpha; Balanidae. Bases 607 to 2139 code for a protein of 510 amino acids. Gene Ontology annotation, molecular function: calcium ion binding. Gene Ontology annotation, cellular component: plasma membrane.
AUUAUCACAAAUUUCCGCUUGUGGGGCGGGGAUCAAGCGCGGCGAAACGAUAGUAAUUACAAUAAUGCAAUUGGUGAUAUUCGUGCCCUGCUACACUUGAAUUUAAACUUCAUACAAACAUGUAUUAGCGUGUGCAUAUUAACAUUAUUGCAGUGAUUCAUAUAAAUAUUUUACUGGUUCUUGGCCUGACACCGUGGUCUGAACUGGGAAGCAUUCUUGCCAACAACCAUCCAUCCAGCUCAAACUGCUUGGGAUUCUUCAAGGCUUAUAUUCUGACAGAUGCGGCGGCGGUGCAGCUGACGAUUGGCCGGCCCGGUCGUCUCCGCCGUAUGACGUCAUUUUGACGUCAUGGGUUCCGAGCGGGCCGGCUGGGCACCAACGAUGCGGGAGCUGUGGUCGGUAUGGAGGAGCGCCACCGACCCGCGCCGCCGCCUGACCUAUGACCGGGUCAUCGGCCUCUUCCACGCCAUGGACCUGUACCCGUCCAAGUCGCAGAGUAAGGCCGUGAUCCCGUGACCUCGUGACCUCGCAUGCCACCACCAAGGGCCGCCCUGGCUGCAUGUGUGCUCACCACCGUCGCCCGGCUAACGUCGCCCAGUUCAGGAGAUGGUGCACUCGAGCCGUGACUGCUCGACACGCACCGCGGACGAGAUGACGUUCGCCUCCUUCUGCCUCUUCGUCAACAACCUCAAAAAGAAGGUGCCGCCGCCUCCAGUCAUCUCGUGUCAGCAGGAGCGGCCGCCGGCGCGGCUCUGCAAGUCGGCGCCGCCCAUCGGCUGCGGCAAGUACGAGGUGUUCCUGGGCGGAUCGUGCAACCCCACCACGUGGCGACGCGACGAGGCCAUCCCGCGGCUCAAGGAGCUCGGCAUCACCUACUACAACCCGCAAGUGGCGUCCUGGCACCCUGGCCUGAUCGCUCUCGAGGAAGAGGCCAAGCAGAGUGCCACCGUGCUGUUUUUCGUCAUCGACAACCAGACGCGCGGCGUGUCCUCCAUGCUGGAGGCUUCCUACCUGGCGGCCAGCGGCAGGAAACUAGUGUUGGUGGUCAGCAGGCAUGCCAGCAGCGCCACCAUCUGCGGAGAGAAAAUCACAAACACUGAAUAUUGCGACCUGAACCGAACACAGAACUACCUCCAGGACCUGGUCGAGCGACAGGGCCUCCCCGUGUUCGAGACCAUCUCGUCAGCCCUCGACUGCACGGACAAGGUGCUCAAGAAAGACAUCCGGGUACAGGACCUGCGGCUGGACGACAAUGCCGUGCCCGUCCGGAACGCCCACAUCACGCUGGCCGACAAGCUACACAAACUGCGUGAGGUGUUCGCGAACCAGGACUCGGAGGGUCGCGGCAGCCUCAGCCCGGCUGAGGUGUGCACGGCGCUGCGGGUCUGCACGGGCCGCACCAUCUACCCCAACGACUGCCUGGCGCUGAUGGCGCAGAUCCGGGAAGUGACCGAGCAGACGGCCGGCGGCUCGCCCGACGGCCGGCUCUCGUUCGAGGACUUCUGCCUGCUGGUGACGGAGCUGCAGGGCAGCGGCCGGCGGGGCGGCCGCGGCGGUCGGCAGAGUCCCUCCGUGCUCUCCCGGACGGCCGAGAUGAUGCACCAGCUGCUGACGCCGCUGACGCGGGUGGCCGAGUGGGUGCUGCCCCAGCGGCUGGCGCGCCAGCUCAGCAACGGCUCGGCGCCGACCUCCGACGUGCGAGACGUCUACCUGGGCGGCACGCUGACCAAUACCAGCUGGAGAGAGAACAUCGCCAUCCCCAUCCUCAAGAAGUCGGCGCUGACGUUCGAGCACCCCGCCACUCUGCUGGCCACCGAGCGGCUGACGCCCACGGAGGCGGCGCGGCUCGAGCGGUGCCGGACGCUGCUGUUCGUCAUCACCGACACCUCUCGGGCGCCAGCGCACAUGACCAUGGCGGCGCACUACAUCGGCCGCGGCGCCUCGGUCGUGCUCUGUAUCCAGAUGCUGCCCGACAACUGUGUCAUCCAAGGCGAAAAGCUGUCGCCGACUGCCAUCAAGGACUACAACCGCGGCCGCUCGUACCUCUCCGAUCUGGCCAGCCGCAAGGGCGUGCCCGUGUUCGAGACGGUCGCCGAGGCGGUGCAGAAGGCCGCGCAGCUCUCGCGGAGGGCGCGAUAGGGCCGCCCGCGCGGCCGGCACCAGUACAAACGGCCGUCCGGCCGGCCCGGGGCAGCUAGCACCUUCACCUACCUCGCUCGCCGGCUUACCCACCGUCACUGAGCGUCGCCAUCGGCAGCGGCUCCUUUUAACUCCUCCCCCGGUGGGCUCCUCCUCCCUCGGUAUGUGUAAUUUAUUGUUCGGUGUGGUGUGGUCGUCCCCUGUGGCGGGCGGGCGGGCGGUUUUAUUUAUACAAAGUGCACCGUGCGCCUUUUAAAAGUAACUUGUAGCGGGUGCGGUCGUGUCGAGUCGGCGUGUCUGCGCCGACUGGCCGGCCGCGCCACGCACCCAUGUCGGAGACACCGCCCCCACUGCAGUUACAAAGCGAGCGAGCGAGAGCGCGUCAGUGUGUGAGCGAGAGAGUAGCGGGUUACUCAGCGUUAUAGCAUCAGUUCGCCGCGGUCUUCAUGACAAAUUCACAUCAUUCCGUCCACAACACGUUUGUCAGGCAGGACCAAUUCAUUCAUCUUUAGUUUUACCAUCAGUUGUUACAUGGUGUGUGUGGCGCGGUGUGGCGCCUUCCUCUUGUGUUGUGUUGUGGGCGCGACGCCGGGCUGGCUCCCCGGGUGCGCCGCCGCCGCCACAGUAUGCUCACUGGGCAAUGGAACACUGUUUUAACAAAGUAAUGUUAUCCAUUUUAAGUGAGCUAUUUGUAGAUGUUAGUAACCGAAUAAACCAAUGGAUGAUUUCA